Molecule: messenger RNA, 2212 nt
Organism: Ixodes scapularis (black-legged tick)
Lineage: Eukaryota; Metazoa; Arthropoda; Arachnida; Ixodida; Ixodidae
Exons: 1
Coding region: 68-2074 (668 amino acids)
Biological process (GO): phospholipid metabolic process; phospholipid dephosphorylation; signal transduction
Molecular function (GO): phosphatidate phosphatase activity
Source: RefSeq, a predicted model, not a curated record
GUGGUUCGCAUUUCGUAUAUGUCCUAUCGCGUCAACAAUCGUGCAAGAUAAUUAUUCAAAAAGCGCGAUGACGGGUUCCUUUGUUCGCCUUCAGGACAUCAUGCUUCCCGCGCGAGAAGUCAAGCCUCCCGGUUUGGAACUGAAGCUUCCCGGUUUGGACGCCGUCGACGGAGUGCAGCGCAGGCUCCAGGAGAGUCCGCCUCCGCCCGAGCUGCCAGUCUUUGGGACCUUCUUCCGAGCACUCGUGCCGAUGGCGACUCCGGCGGACGUCGGGCGCGCAUUCGUCUUGUUCUUCUGUGCCGUCCUCAACGUCGCCCUCACUCUGGACUUUAUCCUCUACCCGUCGUUGACGCCGUUCCGUUGCGACGACCCAUCGCUCCAGGCGGUGUACGGCAAGGAGGUCCUCAAUACGCCAUCCUUCAUUGCAGUCGUCAUCGCCGUAGCAACCUUCACCAUCGCCGUACUUGAAGUCCGUCGAGCCGCGCCUGUACUAGACCGGGCCUACUGGCUCGGCCGGAUCCUGAGACGUUACGUGCUUUGCCUGUUCAUACUCAACAUCGCGGUGCAUAUGGUCAAGUUCACGGUCAACUCCAAGCGACCACACUUCAUCGACUCGUGCAAACCGGCGGCGAAGACGCCGAGCGGGACGCUUUUGGUCUGCACCGGGGAAGUCAUCGAGGCUGAUAACGUUUCCUCGGUCAAUUUAUUCGUUCGAAAAGAGGCUGACGCGGACGCCAUGCUGGAGGCAGAAAAUCGGAAAGUCAUCACACCGAGCCGUACAAGACCGCCUGCCCGGCGCGAGGCAAGGUUCGUCUCUUCCGUAGUGGUGUACAGUACCGUUUUCAGUUCUUUGCCACGUACGAAUGACAGUCGGAGACCUUCUGGGGCGGCAGUCGGGACACGCUCUAGCUUCUCGGCUCAGCACAAUUUGAGCAUAAAACCUUCCGUAGUUGUCUACAGUGCAACCCUGACUUCCACAUCUGAAGAAGCACUCCGGAGUCUUUUCGUUAGGUACAGUGGACCCUUAAGGUCUUCGAUGCAAGAAGCUGAACACCUAGCUCAGGACACUGGAAGCACCCAUCCUUCAGUGGAAUAUAGGCUAUCGCACCCUGUGGAAGGCUUCGACUCGGUGCAGCACAGCAUGCGUCCGGGUCCCUCUGCCCAGAACAACGGAAGCACCAGUAGCCUUUUGGAGUACGGCGCUAAUAUACGUGCCUCUUUUCUGAACAAUUCGGGAUUGGGCUUUUUAAUAAAUACCAAUAGAAGUCGACGUCUUUUAAACCAAGACAGGUUCGGGGCGCAAGAAAUUUGGCGCAACACUUCGACCUCUAAGCUUCUGGGGCGACAUACGACGGAUCACUGGUCCCCCGGGCAAUCCAACGCCCCAGCGGCGACUGUCGACAAAAUCAUCGAUAAAAGAUUUGUAACGCCCUUAGUCACCGAAAGGGACGGUGCUGGACCCUUGUUGCGCGGUUCCAGUGACACUGUAGAAUACGCAUUUGACAAUACUCCCAGCCUAGCAAGCAGCGCGGGCAAGGAUAGAAGACGUUGGCAGGAAGAAGGGCACCUUAUCGCUCGCGAGGAGAAUCGUGGCCGCUCGACCAGGCGCAUUUUACACCAUCUGAAGUUACCUCGUACUUCCGGCCGACUCCAAUGGCGUCCAGAGACUGCUCGAGCUACCGACGACGAGCCGCGUCAGCACAUCAAGUUCGGCAUCCACAGGAUGCAGCGGUCUGACGAUGAGGAGACCACCAACAAGUCUCGCGUGAUCAAGGACUACUUCUGCGCGGGUUCGCCGGAUGCGGUGUCCAAGGCGGGACUUUCCUUUCCGUCGGGACACACCGCCGCGGCCUGCUACACGGGGACCUAUAUUGUCGCUUACGUGGUUCGAAGAGGGGACGCCGUGGCCUCGAAGUGGAUACGGGUGACGCUGGUGGCUGUCUUGCUGACGGCCAGUCACGCGGUAGCUGUCAUCAGGGUCCUGGAGGGGCUACACGGCUGGUGGGACGUCCUUGCCGGGGUCGGUCUAGGAAACUGCUGGGCUGUUGUUUGUGUCGCGUGGCCGAUGAGUUGAAUCGACACCCCCUAUGUAGCGAGGUGGUAUAGUGCCGGAUUUUCGAUCGUCACGUACCGGAGGUAAAGCCGCGCUUAGAACACGAUAUACUUUUGACGCCGCUUGGUUGGCUCCAUCGGGCAUAGUGUCCGCUGCAAU